This is a messenger RNA of Impatiens glandulifera, 711 nucleotides long. RefSeq names its product balbiani ring protein 6-like. NCBI's taxonomy places the organism in Eukaryota, Viridiplantae, Streptophyta, Magnoliopsida, Ericales, Balsaminaceae. The record is from RefSeq and is a predicted model, not a curated record. The transcript has 3 exons. The coding region runs from base 1 to 711 and encodes 236 amino acids.
AUGCAGGAGACUGUGGGGGAUGAUGAGAAGGUGAAUGAUGAGACUGAUGGGAAGAAAGACGAUGUAAUGGAGGACAAUGAGAAGGAUGAAAGAAAAGACAACGAUGAGAAGGUCGAUGAUGAUGAGAAGGUGGAGGAUGAACGAAAAGACAACGAUGCGAAGGUGGAGGACGUAAAGAUGGAGGUUGAGGCGAAAGUGGAGGACGGUGAGAAGCUGGAUGGUGUGGCUAAGGUGGAUGAUGUGGAGGUUGAUUUGAAACUGAAGGUGAAGGAUUUGAAAGUGAAGGUGAAGGAUGAGAAGACUGUGAGGGAUGUGAAGGCACAGACAAAUGAUGACAAUGAUGACAAUGACGAUUUCCAGUUAUACAAUACUCCUCCUAAAGGAAAUUAUGGGAGGAGAGUGAGGAAGCCGAAAAAAGAUGACUCGUACACCAACCCUUCCUUGUCAAAAAUGCCCAAGACAAAGGAUCCUAUGAAAGUGAAUCACCUUCAAAAAUUUGAAGAUGAGCUGCUGGAUAAAGUAAAGGCGUGGUUGGAUGAUCCAGAAACCGAUAAUUUGACAACUGAUUUACAUACUUGCCAAGCAAAGAAGGAAGUGUUGGUUAGAGUUGUAACAAGUGCUCGUGCACGUCGUCGAGCUCAUAGUGGAUUUCGAACGAACUUCGCCGCCGAGAUCUCCGACGAGUUCGCCGCCGCCGCCGCCGGAGUUUAG